Molecule: messenger RNA, 633 nt
Organism: Fusarium tjaetaba
Lineage: Eukaryota; Fungi; Ascomycota; Sordariomycetes; Hypocreales; Nectriaceae
Exons: 3
Coding region: 1-633 (210 amino acids)
Cellular component (GO): membrane; endomembrane system
Source: RefSeq, a predicted model, not a curated record
AUGGCAUACACUCUUACAAACAAUUCCCCUGCGCAGGCUAGCCCUACCAAGAUCCUUCUGCAUGGUCUUGGAACGCUCUCCUUUUCCUACAGCUUUUACCUCUUGACAACAUGGGACUCAGCAUACUCUGAUUCUUUCGGGUGGUACUUCCAGCUUCUCACUGUCGUAGGCCUCACCUUAUCUCUUAUCACAUCAAGCCUUGGCCUCAUCGCAGAUCUUACGAGACAUGGCGGCUUCUCAAGGACCAAGGAUGCCAUCUCACUUCUUGCGACACCUCUCGAAGUCAUGAUCGCAGUCUUGUACUGGUCUAUCAAAUUCCAUGAUCCAUCUCUGCUCAUGCCAGCCGACCUUGUCAUCAAUACCUGGGCUGAUCUUGGUCCCCGAGCGACUGUCACCACGAGGAGAAUGAUGUUCACCAGCACCAUUUUAGCUGUCAUUUAUUGGUGCUGGAUUGAAUUAUGCUAUUACCAAAACGGCUGGUAUCCGUAUCCCAUGAUGGAUCAGUUCAAUGCCAUGCAGCGGGUUGCAGUAUUCGUUGGAUCAUCAGGACUACUUACCUUGACAUCAUCUUCUCUCCAAUCGGUGCACGACAAGGUGCACCGUCUCGAUGUGACGAAGGUCAAACCGAACUAA